Cucumis melo (muskmelon) is the source of this 1684-nucleotide messenger RNA. RefSeq names its product endoglucanase 17. Gene Ontology annotation, biological process: carbohydrate metabolic process. The coding region runs from base 8 to 1531 and encodes 507 amino acids. The record is from RefSeq and is a predicted model, not a curated record. NCBI's taxonomy places the organism in Eukaryota, Viridiplantae, Streptophyta, Magnoliopsida, Cucurbitales, Cucurbitaceae. The transcript is spliced from 8 exons. Gene Ontology annotation, molecular function: hydrolase activity, hydrolyzing O-glycosyl compounds.
CAAAAACAUGGCUCUUUCUCCCCUCUCCUUCAAACUCAUUGCCUUGAUCUCUUUCCUUCUUCUCUCCCUUUCCAAGGCAUCUCUCGCCACCCUUGGCCAACAUCGUCGUCAUCCUCGUUAUACCCCUCAUAACUAUAGAGACGCUCUCGCCAAAUCUAUCCUUUUCUUCCAAGGCCAAAGGUCCGGGAAGCUCCCUCCGAAUCAAAAGAUGGCUUGGAGGAAAGAUUCUGGUUUAUCUGAUGGCUCAAGCAUGAACGUUGAUUUGGUUGGUGGGUACUAUGAUGCCGGGGACAAUGUGAAGUUUGGGUUUCCCAUGGCUUUCACUACAACUAUGCUUUCAUGGAGUGUUAUUGAGUUUGGUGGAGUUAUGAAAAAUGAACUCAAUAAUGCUAAACAAGCCAUUCGUUGGGCCACUGAUUAUCUCCUCAAAGCUACUGCUCUUCCUGACACCAUUUUUGUUCAGGUGGGUGAUGCUAACAAGGACCAUGCAUGUUGGGAGAGGCCAGAAGAUAUGGACACACCAAGAACUGUGUUGAAAAUAGACAAAAACAACCCUGGUUCUGAAGUAGCUGCUGAAACCGCAGCUGCUCUUGCUUCAGCUUCAUUAGUCUUCAAAACAUCUGAUCCCACCUAUUCCAAACUCUUAAUCAAAACAGCUAUAAGGGUGUUUGAAUUUGGCGAUAAGUACAGAGGAUCCUACAGCAAUGGACUCAAGAAUUUUGUCUGCCCUUUUUACUGCUCUUUCUCUGGUUAUCAAGAUGAGCUAUUAUGGGGUGCUGCUUGGCUACAUAGAGCAACAAAGAACAGUAGCUACUUGAAUUACAUUCAAGAGAAUGGGCAGAAUCUUGGUGGUGUAGAGUUUGAUAAUACUUUUGGUUGGGAUAACAAGCAUGUUGGAGCAAGAAUUCUUCUUUCCAAGGCCUUCUUGAUCCAAAAUGUGAAGUCUCUUCAGGAGUAUAAAGAUCAUGCAGAUAACUUUAUAUGUUCUCUCGUACCUGGCGCUUCUUCUUCCUCUUCUGUUCAGUACACUCCAGGAGGUCUUUUAUUUAAAAUGGGUGAUAGCAACAUGCAAUAUGUGACAUCAACCACAUUUCUAUUAUUAACUUAUGCCAAAUACCUAACCUCUUCUCACACAACUGCCCAUUGCAACGGUCGUACCAUCACUCCCAACGUUUUACGAGCCAUUGCCAAGAAACAGAUCGAUUACCUCCUGGGAGAGAAUCCAUUGAAGAUGUCAUACAUGGUCGGAUAUGGCAGUCGCUACCCACAAAGAAUCCACCAUAGAGCCUCGUCGCUACCGUCGAUUGCAGAGCAUCCGGCGAAGAUCGACUGCUCCUCUGGCUUCUCCGCCAUGCAUUCCAAUUCCCCCAACCCUAAUGUUCUCAUCGGUGCGGUGGUUGGAGGGCCUGAUCAGAAUGAUGGAUUUCCAGAUGAGCGAUCGGAUUUCGAGCAAUCCGAACCAUCCACUUACAUAAAUGCCCCGCUCGUUGGAUCGCUCGCAUAUUUUGCACAUUCCUUCAGCCAACUUUAGUCCCUUCAUCUUAAUUGCAUCGAUUUUCAUAUUUAAUGGAAAUGUAAUCAUGUAUCGUUGGAUUAGCUUUGCAGUAAUUUAUCAAAUGAGCUUAGCUCAAUUAUCAAUAAUUGAGCAUGGCCCUUUCACUCCAGAGGUGAAGGUUUGAUAUCA